This is a messenger RNA of Drosophila montana, 899 nucleotides long. RefSeq lists its product as uncharacterized. The transcript has 3 exons. Bases 59 to 754 code for a protein of 231 amino acids. The record is from RefSeq and is a predicted model, not a curated record. Lineage: Eukaryota; Metazoa; Arthropoda; Insecta; Diptera; Drosophilidae.
AGCUGAAAGUCAGAAGGUUCGGUAACGGAAAACAAGCCACACGCAAAGCAUUUGCAGAAUGUCUUCAAACGCCAACAAAUGGGAACUGAGCCUACUGUCGGUCUUCCUCUUGCUGGGCCUGCUCUGUGGUCACACGGUGCAGGCAGAUGAUGACGGCACGAUUCCCGUGGCCUGCAAUGUGAGCACCAGCAUAGCCCUCGAUCUGGAGAAGUUCUCGGGCAUUUGGUGGGAGAUUGUACGUCAACCGGUUGGUUCCAUGUUCUGCACAAAAAUUAACUUUACAGUGUUGAACACAACCGUUGAUAAUGUGCUGAUCGAUACAACCUACUCCAAUACGUAUACCUAUCCGUGGGUCAAUCAGACCAUGAAUGCAACACUGACGGUUGCUAAUGCCACCGCCUCGCCGGAUGGCUACAACUUUACCUACUGGAAUCCCCCUGUCUAUACGCCCUACACAGUCUUCAAGGUCUUGGCUACUGAUUAUACGGACUACGCUUUCAUUUGCGGCUAUACCAAUGCCACAGAUAACUCGACGGCCUUUGGCAUGAUUGUCGCCAGAAAUCGAACGGUCUCAACGACCCUUUUGGAUAAGCUCGAGAGUCAGAGUUCCGCUAAUUAUGAUAACUUCCUCAAUGGCAGCAUGUCUCUAAUCACACAAGACGGCACUUGUGAGGGAAAUGGUGCUGAUCCCUCAACGGCUUUUACGGUAUUCUAUGCUCUUUUUGCCACGGUUAUUUACCUCCUAACCAAAUAGUUUUCCAAACAAUUUUUGUAAAGCAAUAUUACUUAGUAGGAAUGGGUCUAGCUGUUUACAUUGUUGGUAAAUACACUUCUAAUAAAACCUUAAUAUAAAAACAUUUGAAUUAUUAUAACAAAAGAAUUAAAGCAAAUUAAUAAAU